GGCAUUACUGAUCAUAAUUCAUAAGUUCCUGCAUAUCACGGCCACAGCGGAUAGCCCACUACUCUUGCUUACAACUAACCAAUAGAUAAAUUUCUUACCUAAAAUUUCAAUCGUUUAUAAAAUUUUAACAGCGACCUUUGACAGAAAAAACGUCUUUGCCGUCGGAACUUAAAAAUGUGGGGAUUGCGUGCUUUACUAAAUAAAAGUACCGUCAUAGAACAAGCUUCAUUUUUCCAACAAACGAGAAAUACGUUCAUCCUUAAGAGACGAUGGCCACCACCGCUGCACAAGAAGAAUGGAAGACUACCAAAAUUAAAAGCAAGGCAUUUUGUUUAUGAUUUAAUCGAAGAUACAAAUGUUUGUAAAAAACCUGAUUUAAAAGUGAUAUUAAAUCAAUUUGUUGAGGGUGCUGGUAAUGUUGGAGAUAUAUUAACUUUGCGUCCUAAUGUUGCAUAUAAAGAAUUUUUACUUCCUGGUCUUGCUGUAUAUGCUACACCUGACAACUUACAAAAGUUCAAAGCUGCUGAAAAUAAAUCAAAGGAAUCAUCUGAUUUUAGUUCCCCUUAUGUCCAAAGAACAAUUAAUUGUUUAUCUCGAAUAGUUUUACAAAUAACUAUGAAUAAGACUACACCAUGGAAACUUGAGUCUUGGCAUAUUAAAACAUCAUUGCGCAAAGCUGGUUUUAUAGUUCCCGAAGAGGCUAUAAUAAUGCCUCCAAAAGAAAUCACAGGACCAGAUUUAACUUUACAAGAAAAGGAGUUUUUCAUUACAGUUAUAAUAAAUAAUAAAGAAGAAGUAAACGUAAGAUGCCGCAUCCACCAUUGGGCUACAGGUUUAGAGAGGCUGCCUUGGGAAGAGUUUCAUUGGAAAAAGCCCUUAGAGGCUCUUUUCCCAGAACAAGCUGAAAUUUUAGCAAAAAUGACCCUACCUCAAUGAGGAUAUUUAACCAUUAGGGUUUUUUAUAGGUCAUAAAUUAUUGAAUUUU
Pieris brassicae (large cabbage white) is the source of this 985-nucleotide messenger RNA. It is a transcript of the gene mRpL9, whose product is annotated as 39S ribosomal protein L9, mitochondrial. Gene Ontology annotation, molecular function: structural constituent of ribosome. NCBI's taxonomy places the organism in Eukaryota, Metazoa, Arthropoda, Insecta, Lepidoptera, Pieridae. The transcript has 5 exons. Bases 175 to 936 code for a protein of 253 amino acids. Gene Ontology annotation, cellular component: ribosome; mitochondrion. The record is from RefSeq and is a predicted model, not a curated record. Gene Ontology annotation, biological process: translation.